Molecule: messenger RNA, 791 nt
Organism: Odobenus rosmarus divergens (Pacific walrus)
Lineage: Eukaryota; Metazoa; Chordata; Mammalia; Carnivora; Odobenidae
Gene: TSPAN4
Product: tetraspanin 4
Exons: 8
Coding region: 62-778 (238 amino acids)
Cellular component (GO): membrane
Source: RefSeq, a predicted model, not a curated record
GGGGAACCAAGCACUGCCUGGCUUCUUUCCCGCGGCAAGCCCAGAGCUGAAGCGCUGCAGCAUGGCGCGCGGCUGCCUCCAGGGCGUCAAGUUCCUCAUGUUCGCCUUCAACCUGCUCUUCUGGCUGGGAGGCUGCGGCAUCCUGGGCGUUGGCAUCUGGCUGGCUGCCACCCAGGGGAACUUCGCCACCCUGUCGUCCUCCUUCCCAUCCCUGUCGGCCGCCAACCUGCUUAUCGUUACCGGCACCUUCGUCAUGGCCAUUGGCUUCGUGGGCUGCAUCGGGGCCAUCAAAGAGAACAAGUGCCUCUUGCUCACCUUCUUCGUGACGCUGCUCCUGGUGUUCCUGCUGGAGGCCACCGUCACCACCCUGUUCUUCACCUGCACUGACAAGAUCGACAGGUAUGCCCAGAGGGACCUAAAGAAGGGUCUGCACCUGUACGGCACCCCAGGCAACGUGGGCCUCACCAACGCCUGGAGCAUCAUCCAGACCGACUUUCGCUGCUGUGGGGUCUCCAACUACACCGACUGGUUCGAGGUCUAUAACGCCACUCGCGUGCCAGACUCCUGCUGCCUGGAGUUCAGUGAGGGCUGUGGCCUUCACGCGCCUGGCACCUGGUGGAAGGCGCCGUGUUACGAGACCGUGAAGAUGUGGCUCCAGGAGAACCUUCUGGCUGUGGGCAUCUUUGGGCUGUGCACGGCGCUGGUACAGAUUUUGGGUCUGACCUUCGCUAUGACCAUGUACUGCCAGGUGGUGAAGGCGGAUACCUACUGUGCGUAGGCUGCCCACUGCC